This is a messenger RNA of Cladophialophora bantiana CBS 173.52, 639 nucleotides long. RefSeq lists its product as uncharacterized. NCBI's taxonomy places the organism in Eukaryota, Fungi, Ascomycota, Eurotiomycetes, Chaetothyriales, Herpotrichiellaceae. Bases 1 to 639 code for a protein of 212 amino acids. The transcript has a single exon. The record is from RefSeq and is a predicted model, not a curated record.
AUGAUGCAUCUUUUGAGCGCGUUGCACAUUGCUCGCCAGUGUCGCAAGAAGCUGCCUAGUGAUGAACUGGCCUCGCUUUCCGUCGAGGGCAUGGUGUUCAACCUCCCAGACCCGCAGGCCGCCCGGCAGUCUGACGUGGGAAACGACCCGCCAGAUAUCAGAAGGAUGAAGGCCGUAGUGAAACUCGAUGUCGAAUACGAUAGGGUUAUUGCCUGUGCUCAGCGAGUCGUCACGAAUAAAGUGCCAAACAAGCGGGAGAUCCUUGUCAUCCUCGAGGAAUCGAGACGCGAGCUUCAAUGGAUUCUCUCCAAGUACAAUACUUCGGAGCUAUACACACGAUGGCUCUUGAAAAAGACAAAACAGCCCGCAGACAGCUCCGUUCGGGGCAUGUCUGAGCUUGAAAAUCCGCCAGGAAUCUUCCAGAAGCUUGUCAAGAACGUUGAUGAGUAUCUUGCGAGGUCUGCUGGUGAAGAUGUUCCGCUUCAAAUCCCGACAGACCCUUGGAGAAAUGACGCCUCGGGAGAGACACUCACCUUUAUGGUUCUUACUGCGGGGACGGACCUGCCAUUGAGGCAUAUUACCAUGGAUUUCUUCGAGACAGCGAGGCAGAUCCGGUGGCCUGGAAGGUGCCAGGUCUGA